Molecule: messenger RNA, 980 nt
Organism: Triticum aestivum (bread wheat)
Lineage: Eukaryota; Viridiplantae; Streptophyta; Magnoliopsida; Poales; Poaceae
Product: probable glutathione S-transferase GSTU6
Exons: 2
Coding region: 103-816 (237 amino acids)
Biological process (GO): glutathione metabolic process
Cellular component (GO): cytoplasm
Molecular function (GO): glutathione transferase activity
Source: RefSeq, a predicted model, not a curated record
CAGGCUUGUAGGCCAUAUAUACACCGCUCCUCCCCUGCAUCUCUAACAGUCAAGUCAAGCACCAAGCCACCAACCACAGAAGAACGGAUCAAGACACCAGCAAUGGCCGGAGGAGGAAGCGACGAAGUGAAGCUGCUGGGCAUGUGGGCGAGCCCGUUCGUCCUUCGAGUCAAGCUCGCGCUCAGCCUCAAGGGCGUCGGCUACGAGUACGUCGAAGAGGACCUCAAGAGCAAGAGCGAGCUGCUCCUCAAGUCCAACCCCGUGCUCCAGAAGGUGCCGGUGCUGAUCCACGACGGCAAGCCCAUCUGCGAGUCGUCGGUCAUCCUGCAAUACAUCGACGAGGCUUUCGCCGGCGUCGGCCCCUCACUCCUCCCGGAGGAACCCCACGGCCGCGCCGUUGCUCGCUUCUGGGCCGCUUACAUCGACGGCACGCUCGUGAAAGCGUCGUCCGAGGCGUCCAUGGCCAAGACGGAGGAGGAGAAGGCCGAGGGGAAGAAGCAGGUGGCCGCCGCGGUGGAGACCUUGGAGGGGGCCCUCAGGGACUGCUCUAACGGGAAACCCUUCUUCGGGGGCGACACCGCGGGAUACGUGGACGUGAUGCUCGGCGGCCUCCUCGCAUGGGUGAACGCGGCCGAUAAGAUGAAGGGCGUUAAGACCUUCGACCCCGCCACCACUCCGCUCUUGGCUGCGUGGGCGGACAACUUCGGAUCGUUGGACGCGGUCGAGGCGGUCAUGCCGGACGAGAGCAAGCUGGUGGAGUUUGCCAUGGCGAUGCAUGCUCGCGCCGCAGCCGCGGCAGCCGGCGCUACAAACUAAAGAGACGUGCCUACAAUUAUAUAGUGUUUUCUGUAUAUCGUUUGUGUUUUCUCUAUGGAAUUUGUGUGCCUAUCCAUAUAAUACGUCAAUAUGUGACAUUCGUCGACUUUAAAUGUUGAAUUUUGUGUUUCAUGUUUGAAGAUAUUUUGAAGGAUUUUGUCAAA